GUGCCAAUCUCUGCGAUGAGAUUCACAAACACAGUCGUGGCUCUUGUUGGCCUCACAACAGCUCUUGGUCAAUCCAACCCCCUUCGCAUCCUCCCCCCAAAUUGGUCUUUUACCAUCUCGUCUAUACGCGGUCCCGGCUGUCCUGACUCGGGCAAAAAUGGCACGGUCUCACGCACCACACGCCUAACUUUCGGUUCCAACACCGUCGACGGUAGUGAAAUCUACUAUUGGUUUAUCGCAUACCCAUGGAUGCGUGUUGACCUUCAGGCUGGCCCCCGCCAUACAUGGUGCGAGGCGACUUUAUCAUACAAGGAAUACAAAGAUGUAAACAAGACUGCUGAGGCGGAGAAGUAUAAGCUGAGGCUGCACAAGAAUGGGACGAAGGGAAUCAUGACAUACGAGUUGGAUGAGGGAGUAAAGGUUUACUGGGACUUUGCUUACUACGUGGGUGAGGGGAGUGGAAGAGCAGAGGUACGCUGUAUGUAGAACAUCUUGCCACUUCACUGACAUCUCAAACAGGUCGCAGAUACUA
Molecule: messenger RNA, 532 nt
Organism: Alternaria alternata
Lineage: Eukaryota; Fungi; Ascomycota; Dothideomycetes; Pleosporales; Pleosporaceae
Exons: 1
Coding region: 16-486 (156 amino acids)
Source: RefSeq, a predicted model, not a curated record